CAAUUUUUGGUAAUUUCCUGUCGACAACUCGUCACUUCCUUCGCGACAAAGAGGACGUUGCCUGGGUUGAGCACGGCGAGUGGAAAUGCCGAAAUUUUACUGUGAUUAUUGUGAUACAUACUUGACACAUGACUCGCCAUCGGUGAGAAAGACACACUGCAGUGGAAGAAAACACAAAGAGAAUGUGAAAGAUUACUACCAGAAAUGGAUGGAGGAGCAGGCGCAGAGCCUUAUUGACAAAACAACUGCUGCCUUCCAGCAAGGAAAGAUCCCACCAACUCCUUUCCCAGGAGCACCUCCUCCUUCAGGAGCCAUGAUACCACCACCCCCCACUAUGAAUGGCCCUCCCCGUCCUGGAAUGAUGCCAGCUCCACCAAUGGGUGGCCCUCCAAUGAUGCCCAUGAUGGGACCCCCACCACCUGGAAUGAUGCAUGUUGGACCAGCUCCAGGAAUGCGUCCACCCAUGGGUGGUCCAAUGCCAAUGAUGCCAGGGCCUCCAAUGAUGCGGCCGCCUUCCAGACCUAUGAUGGUUCCUACCCGGCCUGGUAUGGCACGACCAGACAGAUAACCACCUGAUGAAGCUCAACAGUCUGACACUUCCUAGCUGCCCCCUCAUGUUCCUACCCUAGUUUACUGGUACCAUUUCAUAACAAGUAUAAUUGUCCAGAGGUUUAUGUGUUUUGUUAUCAUACUUGUGAUGUGAAGUGUGUACCAUAUGGUUUAGCAAAACCCUGGUGGUGGGGUGAGGGGAGAGGUUGGGUGCACUGGUCUAUUGUAUCAAGCCUGAUUUCAGGUUUUUAUUUUGGUUUUGUUACUUUUUUUUAAAUAAAGCAAGUUUUCCACACAACAUUGUUCUACUAUUUAAAGAAAAUACAUUUUGAUCAUUACUAUGGCAACUUUUAUUUUAUGUGAAUUGCACAUAGAUGAGAUCAGAAAUUAUGAAACAUGAAUUGCAAUUGCAAAGUGAAAGUGUUUACCUUGCCCGUGCUACAUGAUUGAAAUUUUUUAAAGACACGUAUGCCAUUUUCCAGUUUGACUGCAUUGGUGAUGCAUGUUACAGGUCACCUCAAAAAAGCCAUAAUGGCAGUUAAGUGUCAUCUGAAUUGCUUUAUUUUAUUUUCAUUUAAUGUGGAAAACUCAUUACUGGAUUUUUAAAAUUGUUUUAGUACCUUAUUUGUCAUGUGAAAAAUAAAAUUAAUGCUAAGUCACUGCUUUGUUCAUGUAAAACAACAAAUCUGACAUUUUCCUUGUGUUUUUAAAUAUGUGUAUGUCAACAAUCUAAUUUAUCACUAUUCCAUUGUAGAUGUCAGUUUCUGUAAAAGGAUUCCCCUUAAUCAAAAAAAUCUUGAAAAUGUCUCUAAAUAUUUUUACAUUGUAAUAGCACAGUAUGGUCAGAGACAACUUUGCCUAAAAAUAGACAACAGCCUAAAAUAAAAUUCUGGAAAAACCACCA
Erpetoichthys calabaricus (reedfish) is the source of this 1453-nucleotide messenger RNA. RefSeq names its product small nuclear ribonucleoprotein polypeptide C (gene snrpc). Gene Ontology annotation, molecular function: zinc ion binding; pre-mRNA 5'-splice site binding. The transcript has 6 exons. The record is from RefSeq and is a predicted model, not a curated record. The coding region runs from base 86 to 568 and encodes 160 amino acids. Gene Ontology annotation, cellular component: nucleus; U1 snRNP. Gene Ontology annotation, biological process: spliceosomal snRNP assembly; mRNA 5'-splice site recognition; mRNA splicing, via spliceosome. Lineage: Eukaryota; Metazoa; Chordata; Cladistia; Polypteriformes; Polypteridae.